CCACACAAAAAGAGUCGCCAUUGCCAAAGCUUCCUCUACUCCUCCGCAACAAUCCCUCCCAUAUUCCCAUCUUUGUCGUCUCUCUUCUCCUUCCCCCAAACUUUCAUGUCUCCCCAUCAUCUCCUCCACCACACCUCAGCAUAAACAAAAACCCCUCUCCUUACCAAUCAUCUCCACCAUGAUCACAACCACUAAACCACCUCCACCAUCACUAAUCCCCUCACUAAUCAUAAUCACCAUCGUAAUUACAUCCCCGUGUUUCUUCCCGCCCACGGCAACCUCCGCCGCCGUCAACGAAGCCGAAGUUCUCCUAACCUUCAAGAAAUCCCUCUCCAACCCCUCCGCCCUCCUGACCUGGAACGCCACGUCAUCCCCGCCGUGCGACCGCGACGCCUCUAAAUGGGCCGGGCUCCGCUGCACGGACGGAUCCGUCGAGAAGCUGAUCCUCGACAACAUGGGCCUGGCCGGGAUCAUCGACGUGGACUCUCUCACGAAGCUCCCCAAGCUCAGGACUUUCAGCGCCAUGGGGAACAACUUCGACGGGCCGUUCCCUCCGUUCAGCAGGCUGCCCUUGAAGAACCUGUACCUCACCGGGAACAAAUUCUCCGGCGAGAUCCCCGCCGAUGGGUUCAGAGGGAUGGCCUCGCUCAAGGACCUUUACCUGGGCCACAACCAAUUCGUGGGCCCUCUUCCCGGGUCGCUCGUUGGGCUGAACAAGCUCAGCGAGUUGGGCCUGGAAGGGAACCAGUUCACCGGGGGAAUUCCUGACCUUCAACAGCCGUUGACGGUGUUUAACGUCUCCGUUAACAAUUUGGCAGGUCCCAUCCCCAGGAACCUGGCUGACAGAUUUAAUCAGUCGUCUUUCUCCGGGAACAAAGAGCUGUGCGGGAAGCCGCUGCCGGCGGCGUGCAAAGCCGGGAAGGGGAAAACAAAGACGAAGACCAUUUUUAUCAUAGUGGCAAUUAUCGCGGUGGUGACAAUACUGGGCGCCAUCCUGGCCUGCACCUUCAUCCGGGCCCGCGGAUAUAGAAGAGGAGAGCAGGCCCAAUUUGACGACACAAGAAACCUGAAGAAAUUCGGGGCGGCAGGCCGAAUGGGGCCCAAGAUGCAGGCCCAUAAAAACCAUCAACCGGAGCCCACGAAGGAAGCAGCCGCCGCCGGUGGCGGAGGGAGGAGAGGGGAGAGCGGGAAGCUCCGGUUCGUGAGGAGCGAAAGGGAGGAGACAUUCGACCUGCACGAACUGCUGAGGUCUUCGGCGGAGGUUCUCGGCAGCGGGACGUUUGGGUCUUCGUACAAAGCUGUUCUCUCCGAAGGUCCGGCCAUGGUGGUGAAGAGGUUCAGGCACAUGAAUAACGUCGGGAAAGAGGAGUUUUACGAGCAUAUGAAGCGGCUGGGAGAUUUGUCGCACCCGAAUCUGCUUCCCCUCGUUGCUUUCUACUACAGGAAGGAAGAGAAGCUUUUAGUUUCCGAUUUCGUCGACAAUGGCAGCCUCGCUAGUCAUCUCCAUGGGAAGCGACGGCCCGGGGAGCCAGGGCUUUCAUGGCCGACGCGGCUGAAGAUUAUCAAGGGAGUAGCGAAGGGGUUAGGGUUUCUGUACAAGGAGCUUCCCGAUUUGCCCCUGCCGCACGGCCACCUGAAAUCGUCCAACGUCCUCGUCGACCACGCGUUUCAGCCAGUGCUCACCGACUACGCGCUGUCGCCGGUGGUGAAUCGGGACCAGGCGCAGGGGGUGAUGGUGGCGUACAAGUCGCCGGAGUUCAUCCAGACGGGUCGGACGACGGGGAAGACGGACGUGUGGAGUUUGGGGAUCCUGAUCCUGGAGCUCUUGACGGGGAAGUUCCCGGCGAAUUACCUCCGGCAAGGGAGAGGGGCGGCGGCGAAUGCGGACCUGGCGGCGUGGGUGAAUUCGGUGGUGAGGGAAGAGUGGACAGGGGAGGUGUUCGACAAGGACAUGAAAGGGACCAAGAACGGGGAAGGCGAGAUGCUGAAGCUGCUCAAGAUCGGGAUGUGCUGCUGCGAGUGGAACGUGGAGCGGCGGUGGGAUUUGAGAGAAGCUCUGUCGAAGAUCGAGGAGCUGAAAGAGAGGGAAGAAGGUUGUGAGAAUGAUGAGGAGUAUUGUAGCUCCGAUGGUGAUCUCUACUCUUCCAGGGCCAUGACUGAUGAAGGCUUCUCCUUCUCCGUCACCGCCUGAACUGAACUGCAUUGAAUUGAAUCAAUUCACUCAUCAUUGGUGUAUCUAUAAUACGAUGAUCCUGUGUAGAAGAAGAGCUAAUAAUGCUGAUUACAGAAGCUGCUUCAGGCUGCAGGUUUCUUUUCCAUUUUUGUUCUUUCUCGGCAUGGUGUGGAAAAUUUGUAGGGUAUAGGAAAGAAUUAAUUCACUGGAGUUUGUACUAUUUAGGUUCUUAGAUCAACUUACUCAUGCAUGUUCUACUGGUUCUUGUUUUCGCUUUGCUUAUUGUUUAUUUUCCCCCUCAUGUUUUGAAAAAGCUGUGUAAUUUUGUUGGCUCGAUUCAUUUCCUUUCCCUUAUGGAGAAAACGAACCUAAUGGAGAGGCCAUGAUUCUUGCUUCUCAGUUCUCAUGGCUUCGUUUACCUACUUGUUGAUACUAGUAAUAAAGCGCCGCCAUUUUUCAUUCUUUUCAACUUGAAAUUUGCUGGGUUCUUAUGUAGGGUUGCUUCCCUGUUACCAACUGUAGAUAAAUAUAAUGUAUACAGUUCUUGCCCGUAUCGAUUGUCUACACUUGCAUAGAUUGGUUGGUUGGCAGAACUCUUAGAUACUCCACUAUGGAUUGUUCUAUGCAGGCGUGCAAAAGGAACAUGGCAGAAGAAACCAAAGAUCCUCCAAGAUGCUUGUUUUUGUUUGUCAGAACUCACACCGAUGAAGGCUUGCCUUGUCGUCUGCCUGAUUCUGUACGUGGACAAAUGGCGUAAGGUUAAAUAAUGCAUUGGCAAUUUUGGUAACCUUUCUCCUGAAACCCCAAGGUACCCCUGUUCCUCAGCAUUCUGGUUUCUGUCCUGUCUUGGUUGGCCUUAUGUGACAGAUCCUGGACUUACAGAAACACGUUGUCCACUAUCAAUGGCCGAGCUUUUUUUUUUUUUUGGUCCUUGUUGGAACUUCAUGUGUCCGUUAGCUCUGUCAUUCUUCGGGAUCGGGACUACCUUCUAUGUUUUUCAAGUUGGGGGGGAUUCUCUUUAUCCAUGGUUGCCUUCAGGUUGCUUCAGAUUGACACUAAUCAUCCCUGUAUCCCGAAAACGACCAUGGAAAGAAAAAGAAUCAGAAACUUCCUGCUGAUUUUUCUCAAUCAAAUGCUCAUGUUAGGAGAGGGUUGAAGUGAUUCGAACUUGUUCGAUGCAGUCACUAUUUUAGUUUUUAUUUGGCAGAAUAAGAUUCAGUUACCACUUUCUACAAGUGCUGGGUUUAUUUUCCCCGUACCCUCUCUAUUUGCAUCCCUUGGAUCAUACAUAAGUUUGGUUGUGUACCAUAUUCAGACUGUUACAAACCUUGUACUUGGUCCUCGCAUCAAGGAAAUGAUUCAGCAUAGGAUACACUUUUCAAGAGAUUCAAAGACUCCACUCAAGCUACUGUCUGUUGAUUUCUGUUGUGAGUCACACUCUUCUUAUAAUGGCCUACAUUUCUGUGGCUUCCAUCAACAGGUGUGCCAACAGUGGGAAAAACCUAUAAAAAUCAGAAGAUUGGAUGCAGGCAGUUGGACAGUCACCAAUGGCAGGGGAUAGCACUGCUGAAAGAUGGAAGCAAGGACUUCUUCAACCUCUUAGCAUCUCGAGGAAUCAAUUUCCUUCUCUCUUCCCAAGGGCAGGUAGUUUAUUUCCUUCCAAAACAACCCUUUGUUUUCUUUUGAAAGAACUAUGAACUAACUUGAGGUGCAAUCUUGUGGUGAACAGGUGCCAAUAUCAUCAGCAUGGGAAGAAAGCAGAGUAGUUUGCCUCUUGUUCUCGGCCAACUGGUGCAGGCCAUGCAAAACUUUUGCUCCACAGCUCCAUGCAACUCUACCAUACUUUGAAAUCCGAAAGCAGAUCGCCUUUCGUCUCAUUCGACCAAGACGAGGAUCAAUUCGAAGAACAUUUCUUGUCCAUGCCUUGGCUUGCAGAAUGGCAUCAAAUGCUGAGGAACAUUUCUUGUCCAAAAUAAGUUUUUAAUAUUUACCAUUUUGAGUCGGAAAUCGAGAGAAAACAAAAUUAUCACCAGGUUUUGAUUGUUCGGAGUCAAUGUUAUGUAAUUGUAUUAUUGUAAUUUUCUUGGGUAUCUGAAUCUAUUAUGAUUAGUAAUAUUUCAGAAUAUAAACAAAAUUAUCACCAGGUUUUGAUUGUUCGGAGUCAAUGUUAUGUAAUUGUAUUAUUGUAAUUUUCUUGGGUAUCUGAAUCUAUUAUGAUUAGUAAUAUUUCAGAAUAUCUUUAUGCGUCAGUCUUUCAAAAGAAGAAGAAACCGACAUUAACUGACAAAACACAUUAUGAGUUGAAAUAGAAGGGUUCUUAUAAG
Molecule: messenger RNA, 4497 nt
Organism: Linum trigynum
Lineage: Eukaryota; Viridiplantae; Streptophyta; Magnoliopsida; Malpighiales; Linaceae
Source: the annotation of a GenBank genome assembly